AAAAAAGCUUGGGGAAUCAUGGGUUCCUCCCACUCCAAUCCAACUAAAAUCCGUCCUUGCUCAGCACGCAUGUUUGCUCCCACAAUCAUCACUCCUUUACCCGCGCAUAGCCCUUAGUGCCAUGCUUGUGCUCGCCAUCUUGAAAUUGGUGCUUGUGUUCGAGACUCUGUCCGCCACCUUGCAGUCACCAAAACCUAUCAUU
This is a messenger RNA of Sphenostylis stenocarpa, 202 nucleotides long. The record is from the annotation of a GenBank genome assembly. Lineage: Eukaryota; Viridiplantae; Streptophyta; Magnoliopsida; Fabales; Fabaceae.